Messenger RNA from Marchantia polymorpha subsp. ruderalis, 2394 nucleotides. NCBI's taxonomy places the organism in Eukaryota, Viridiplantae, Streptophyta, Marchantiopsida, Marchantiales, Marchantiaceae. The record is from the annotation of a GenBank genome assembly.
AUGCGAGGAGAAGAUCGACGAGGCGGUGCCGGAGGCGGAGGAGGCGACGAAUACCGGGAACAGACGAGGAAGGAAGUGCGGGUAAUGGGUAUGUUCUCAUGUUUUCAGAGUCCAAGAGCCAAGAGAAAAUGCCCCUCGUUCUCGCCUUCUUGGGCAGAUAGGAUUCGCAGGUGUUUCACUCCCGAGUCGCCCAGUUCCCCCAUAGUUCGUGAGCAUAAUCACCAGCCACCGUUUCUAUCGGAUCUCGCCAGUCAGCAAGAAAUUGAGCGGCGUCUCGAUCCGUCCCCACGUCGGGCAUCUGCUGUGCCUCGAAAGCUUUCCCCGCCCCGUCAACUCGCUCGACGAGCAGAUCCCUCCCCGCCUCCUGGGCCUGUGGUCGAUGAUCGCAAUCCCUCGCCCAGCCCUCAGCGUGCCCAAGUACGGAAUCCUUCGCCACCACAUCGGCCUGUUGCUCAGGCUCGCAAUCGCUCCCCGCCUCUGCAACCUGCUCGACAUCGAAAGCCUUCUCCACGUCGCAGAGCUCCGAAACUCAGAGUCCGACAUAGUUCCAAUUCUCGCCAAGUAUCGAAACCCAAACUCAAAGACUACUCUCCUCCUCGUCCAGUUUCGAAAGCCAGAUUCCGAGAUUACUCGCCCCGUCGUCAACCUGCCAGCGCCGAUUCCCGAGGGUCUUCUCCUCCUCGUCAGCCUUCCAGAGCCGUACCUUCAGAUUCUCCUCCUCCUCGAGCUUCGAUUAUUGAGCCUCUAGAUUUCACCCCUCCCCGUCGAGCAGCAAAGCAUAAGCAUCCUUCUAGAUCUCCAGCACUGGAGUCGAGAAAGCCAUCGCCAGCACAAAACGCGGCACCUCAGCAAAUCCCAGGCCCUGCAAAAGUAACUGAGCGUCGGAGGGACACCCCGCAUCCGAUAGUGCUGCCCAAAUACUCACCUAGAUCUCCACCGGAGCCUCGAUCGAACGCAAAUGACGUCAGCUCGAAGCCCGUGAGUCCCAGAGCCCGCCGCAAUCAGUCCCGGGAACGCCAGAUGGAGAGGAAAGGAAACCAGGACCACAUAACCAACAUUUGGAUAGACCACCACGAUACAGAUCACGUUCACGAAUGGGAAUCAGUCGAGCCAUCCCCGCGAGGCCAGAGGCUAGCCCGCGAGCUGCAGCGGGAGGCGGCGCAUGAUCGGGCGGUGCAAUCGAGGGGGCAGUCCGUGACAGAGAGCUGCGCGGACUCCUACUGCACUCGCGCAGAGAAUCCCCUCAGACAGAAAGUGCACGAGUCCAAAUUCCCCUUCGGCACUCCGGAGGUCCGCCCCAUCUCGCCUCCCGGAUGGACGUACUCGCCCAAGCGCAAAACCUCGACGGGCGAGUGGUGGGACAAGGACUGGCCCAAGAACAAGCGCUACAUCUUCCAUGACCCCAACCUCCAACCCUGCGGCUGUCACUGGUCCAAGCGCCAUGCUGGCAGCCGGACGCCGUCGCCGCCAACCAGCGCCCGAGCUCGAGGGAUGGCCUACGCCGACAGUGUGGUCAAGAUCAACCGCGACAGGUCGCUGUCGCCGCAGAGGCGCAGUCCGAGGAUGGUGCCGGCCCGGGACGAGCCGCCCCCGACUCAGAGGCCCAGGCACAGGCACGAGCACCUGAACUGGUCCUGCGACACUUCGCGAGCCUCGUCCCGACCGGCCUCCAGACCCAAAUCCCCGAGGCAGGCCUACAGCUCCGGCAGGUCCACUCCCUUCGCAUCUCGAUCUCCCAGGCCCCGAUCCCCGCCCCAGGCCUCUCCUUCUUCUCCCGGCGGCUACUGCGUCUCGUUUUCGCGGUCCGCCUCUCCCGUCAGCAAGCCGAAGCCCGCCGCCCAGUCGUACUCUAGCUCGAGACCGGGCAGCGCUCGGCCCGUGAGAUCUCGAGCUUCCGCUCCUGCCCGCCAGAGGCCCCAGCAGCAGCACACGCACAUUUACGUCUCGUCGUCCAGCGGCUGCUCGACCCCCACCAGCAUCUGCGUUCAGAGCCCGUCUGAGAGCUCCUCGGGGGGGAAGGCUCGGAGUGUGAACAGCAUGGGCCACUGUCAUAGUUACGGGGCAUGGAAUUGCUCGCCCUACGAGGAUCCCCCUCCUCCCAAGACCCGAACGCCCACGCCUCCCAGAACCCCCGACUACACGGUAACCAUUACGUGCCCUCAGAACGAGGAGUCGAUCGACACCGAGUCCGCGACGGACGAGGUGUCGCAGGACUCGUACCAUUGCCACUGCUCGGUGAGCCUUGGCUGUCGCGAUGACUGCCAUCGUGCUCCCAGCGUGCUCAUUGCAGGCAACUGCGACUGGCACCACGUAGCCCACCACCAUCACUGCUACCACCACCACCACCAACGAGCUGGCCACUGUUGUUGCGCUUGUAGUCACCACGAUUGGUGA